This is a messenger RNA of Plectropomus leopardus (leopard coralgrouper), 626 nucleotides long. NCBI's taxonomy places the organism in Eukaryota, Metazoa, Chordata, Actinopteri, Perciformes, Serranidae. The record is from RefSeq and is a predicted model, not a curated record.
CACACACAAAAAAAAAACAUUUUUACUCACUGUUUCAUGAUGCUGUUUUGUGUUUUGUUCUUCAGGCCAUUCAGGAGCAGAUGAAACUCCACGGUCAGGAGCCUGUCACCUUUCAGGAUGUCAAGGAUGAGAUCUUCGACAUGGUGAAACCUAAAGACCCCUACAAGAUCACACUCCAGGACUUGGUCAACAGUUGCCAGGGCGAUACCGUCACCAGCAUCCUGAUUGACCUCAACGGCUUCUGGACCUACGAGAACAGAGAAGUGCUGGUCGCCAAUGACAACGACAGCAGCAACACAGCUGACCUGGACGACAGCUGAGGAUGAUUUGGGGUUAAAGUGUGGUAGAGACACUCCUGUUACCCGAAAGGUCACGUUUUUCUCUCCCAACCUUCAAGUGUCCUGCUGAAGUGUCAGCUCUGAGCUCUCCCUGCUGACUCAGGUCGCUCUGCUUCAGUCUGAGCUGUGAAAACCUUGAGAUGACAGAGGGAGAAGGAGGAAAGCAGUACUGUGGUCUUUGUGAAUACUGCUCUGUGUUCCCAUUGUUUUCCUGUAAAGAUCUAAUAAACCUGUUCUGUUUUUGUCAUUGACCUUUAUAAUAAUAAAUGUUCCCUUUUUUAUGCCGUU